This is a messenger RNA of Phytophthora nicotianae INRA-310, 8899 nucleotides long. RefSeq lists its product as hypothetical. Bases 86 to 7528 code for a protein of 2480 amino acids. The transcript has 2 exons. The record is from RefSeq and is a predicted model, not a curated record. Gene Ontology annotation, molecular function: calcium ion binding. NCBI's taxonomy places the organism in Eukaryota, Oomycota, Peronosporomycetes, Peronosporales, Peronosporaceae.
CUUUGGAUCUCCCCAGUCCCAAAGUGAAGUGAGCAAGUGCGGAAUUCGAGAACGACGGUCACACCAAGUUCUACACAGAGACAAGAUGACUCAGGACGCGGCACGCGUGAGCGCUGUCACGCUGCUGCUAGGCAAUGAGGCACGUGAGCUGUUGCUCUGCCCCGGUUUGCCGCUGCAGGAACUUCUACAGUGCAUUACGGCGGGCUUCCCAGGCGUCAACAAGCCGCCAGUGGCGGUACGACACGAUUCCAGCCACGUGUACUACCCGCUGUCGCUGCUGUGUCGCUCACCUGAGCUGUUUGAGAACGCCUCAUUCCACCUCGUGCUGGACGGUGAGCCUCUGGAGGCCCAAGAGCCCAUUAGGAAAAGUAACAGACAUAGACACCGCGCCCAUGGCCGCAAACGUGGCGCCAAAGCCCACGAUAUGCCCAAUCGACGGGAGUACCAGGCAGUCACGACGACCUCUGAGGCGAACGAAGAGGACGAGGACGUCGACGACUCUGAGGGGGAAGAGAAGGAGGACUUCGAGGCUGCGUCUACGGAGGACGAGCUGGAUCUCGAUCUCUCGGACUUUGAGCUGCCGCAGCUUGUCAAUGUAUUCACACAGGCCUGUCCCACGGGCGCAUUGGACCGCAUUACGUUCAACAGAUGCCUGGAGAAGAUUCUGUCGCAGUCUGGACGCUACGACCCGCAGGCGAGGAAGAUGUUCACCAGACUUUUCAACAUCUUCGAGGAACAGAGUACACGCAAGGACAUUGUAGACGUAGCGGACUUUCUUGGAGGUGUCUCGGUCUUUGCGUGUGGAGAACGUGACGAGAAGAUUCAGCUGACGUUUGAACUCUAUGACAUGGACGGCGACGGGUUCAUCUCGAAGGAAGAGAUGAUGAAAUACCUGACGGCGGUGUUCUUGGUGAUUGGAGAAUCGACGCCGGAGCUUUUCCAGCAGAACAACAUAAAUCCAGCAGAGUUGGGGAUCGUGACGGCAAGCCAAUGUUUUGCCGAGUCGACACUGAAUCGGGACGGAAAGCUGUCCUAUGAGGCAUUCCGAGAAUGGUAUUCCAAGCCUGGACCGACACAACUCGUUGCUUCGAAGCGCGGCAAAACCAAAACUGGUGGGAACGGUGUGCAAGCUUCAGAAGGUCUGGAUUUGGCAACGUUGCGCGAACUGACAGGUCUGUCCGCCUUGAGUGCGUCAGAUCUUUUCUCCAUCUUCAGUGCUUCGUCGUCCAAUAAUGGUGGCAAGAAGGAAGUGCUUACCCGCACCGAGUUCAAACGAUGUUUUUAUGCCAUUUUGGAGAGAUUGAACCGGGAACCUACCCACGAGAUUGCGAAGUUCUUGGAUCGACUCUUUGAUGCAUUCGACGAAGACGAAAGCGACUGUGUAGACUUUGUGGAGCUGAGCAGCGGGCUCUCGGUGCUGUGUGGUGAUUCAAAUGAAGACAAAGUGAUGGCGGCGUUUUCACUUUUCGACACGGAUGGAGAUGGAUACAUUACGCAGCAGGAGAUGGAGACGUAUCUGGCAUCAGUGUUUAAAGUCAUGUACGAGACCACCCCAGCAACAAGACAAUUCAUUGGAAUCGACGCUAAAACUUUAGCUCAUUACACAACGUUGCAAGCUUUUGAAGAGGCAGAUGUAAACCGAGAUGGAAAGCUGUCGCUGGAGGAGUUUCGUUCGUGGUAUUGGGUCUACGGGCGGCACUACCAGCAGCAUACGAUGGGCCCACCUGCCGGCCCUCACCGUCAGCCCGGUAUGACUGACCAUCACGCAUUUGGAACAUCGAACUUUGUCGCAUCACUCACAGGCCUGCGAGAUCGAGCACCUAGCGAUGUAUUUGAAGUCAUUGCGGCGAAAGUAAACGAAGAUGGUGUUCUGUCGCGGGAAGCUUUCUUUUCUAUCGUUGAUGAGCUCGUUGAGGAUCAAGCCGCGAGUACGAAACACAAGCCGGGUGUCGAGGAAAAGAACCAACUGCAAAAGAUUAUGGAGACUGUAUUUGACGGCUUUGACACUGAUCACGAUGGUUUUGUUGAUUUCUGCGAGUUGUCCAGCGGCUUUUCGGUUCUAUGCAGCGGGUCUCAGGAAGAGAAAAUUAAGUCUACGUUCACAUUGUUUGACAUCAAUCAAGACGGCUUUAUCUCGCGCGAUGAAAUGGAAACGUACCUGGCUUCAGUAUACCGGAUUGUUUUCAUGACUUCUCCUACCACGAUGCAGCAGCUUCACGGGAUUUCUCCAGAAGAACUCGCUCGGAUUACAACAGCUGAUGCGUUCACUCUGGCGGAUACAAACCAGGACGAUCGCUUGAGUUUUGAGGAGUUUACCAAAUGGUACAGCACUCAAGGCGCACCCCAGCUACCAAUGAUGCAGCCAGCAGGUGCGCCAACAUUCUCAAAUGGCGCGGUGUCAUCCCCUCGAGUGUCAUCCCCUCGAGUGUCAUCGAUGUUUUCACGAGGAGUACUCGCUGAAAUGAAGGAGCUAACGAACCUGAGCGCGUACGAUGUUAACGAUAUCUUCGAGUUCUUUCAGGCUUCGGCAGAUAAGGAGGGCAAUGUAUCGCAGCCAGUUUUCUUCCGUUGUUUCAACAAGUUGCUGGCGAAAGACGGACGAACUAGUCGCGAGACGCAGAUGAAGACGCAGCAGCUUCUGAAAGAGCUUUUCGAGCUGUUUGAUGCCGAUAAGAAUGGAGUAGUCGACGUGCAGGAGCUCGGUGCUGGACUCUCGAUUCUCUGCGGCGGAAGUCGAGCGGAUAAGGCAAAGUCGAUGUUCACUUUGUACGAUGUCAACCACGAUGGCUACAUCUCCCCAGAGGAAAUGACUUCUUACUUGACGUCUGUCUUCAAGGUGAUGUUUAAGGCUUCCCCGGAGCUGCCAGCGAAGACGGGAAUGACGCCUGAACAGCUCGCUAAAACGACUACAAGGGAAUGCUUUCGAGCUUUCGACCACAACCGUGACGGGCAAUUGAGUUUCGACGAAUUCCGCGUUUGGUUUGAGCAGCAAAACCCUCACACGCAACGUCCGCAAGUCUCGAACGGUAACAGUGGCUCACGUCCUAGUGCUCCUGCCACUACCUCGUCGUCUGGCUCGAGCGAUGCGGAUGCAUCGGGUGUAAUUCCGAUUGAAGUUGCGAAGAAACUGUCUGGUCUGGAAGGAAUGUCCCUGGAUGAAGUGUCGGAGAUAUUUUCCGCGGCAACUGGUGGAGGUAAGCGAAUCUCGCGACGUAUCUUUGACGAGUGCUUUUACAAGCACAUCUGCAGUAAAGCCACGCUUGGUUUAUCGGUGGAAGACAGCACUCGCGUGCAUGAAGUGAUUAACCGGCUAUUCACCGCAUUUGACAGUGAACAAAAGGGUAUCGUUGACUUUAACGAGCUUAUCAGCGGGUUGUCUAUCUUAUGUGGCGCUUCUAGUCGGGAUGAGAAGGUUCUGGUUGCGUUCAAAGUUUACGACACGAAUGGAGACGGUGUGAUCUCAGAGGAAGAGAUGACUCACUACCUGGGAUCAGUGUUUAAGUUGCUCUACGCACUCGAUCCUACACGGAAACAGCAGCUUGGAAUUUCGGCGAAAACUCUGGCUGCAGUGACAGCUAGCGAGAUUUUCGAAGUCGCGGACGUCAAUAAGGAUGGAAACCUAACCUUUGAGGAGUUCCAGAAGUGGUAUUCAAGACCAGAGCAGUCGUCAUUCAACGAAAUCGUGGCUCCUUUGGAUCUCAACGAGGUGCGUCAAUUGACGAAUCUGGGAAACCUAGACGUGGUCGAAGUAUUCGAGCGGUUUGCCGAGCAUGCAGAUGAGGAUGGGAUGCUGAACCGAGAGUCGUUCGACAAGUGCUUCUUUGAGAUCAUCGAAAUGGCGCACCCACGCACUCAGAUCGAAAAGCUGCGCGCCAAAAUGGUGGCAGAUCGCUUGUACGAUGUGUUUGACCGUGAUGGGAACGGGCAGAUUGACUUCAGUGAGCUUGCUAGCGGACUCUCAGUACUCUGCAAGGGCGCGCGAGACGCCAAAGUAAGAGCAGCGUUCCGUCUGUACGACUUUAACGAAGACGGAUUUAUUUCUCUUGACGAGAUGAAGCGAUAUCUGACGUCCAUUUUCAAGGUGUUGUACGAAGUGCAGCCCGAAAUGAGGCAGGAGACUGGGGUGUCAGCUGAAGAACUCGGUGUUGUUACAGCGGAGCAGGCGUUCCUGGAAGCGGAUUCGAACCACGACGGCAAGUUAAGUUACGACGAGUUCUUGAAGUGGUACAAUUCCCCGGCACAGGCAGGAAUUAGCAGUGCUGUCGCCAAAAACGCCAUCGUUGAUUCAUCACUGCACUGGAUGCCGCUCAACGAAAUUAAGCAGCUCACGAAUCUCGCUCAAUAUGAACCGGAAGAAGUCUUUGAGAUCUUUGCUGGUGAAGCAGAUGAAGACGGAUUGCUGUCGCGAGACGCCUUCAAUGAAAGCUUUCGAAAGGUAAUUAGUGGUCAGAAGUCCAAGGGGACGCAAGCAUCGGAUGUUGAAACGCAGAAGAAGUUACAAGAGGUUGUUGACGGCCUCUUUGAUCUGUUCGACACGGACAACAGUGGUGCUGUGGACUUUGGGGAGCUGGCUAGCGGGUUGUCGGUGCUUUGUGGCGGUACGAAAGACCAAAAGGUGGAGGCGGCCUUCUCGUUAUUCGACUUCAAUGGCGAUGGAUUUAUCUCGCUGGAUGAGAUGACUCGGUAUCUCACGUCUGUGUUCCGUGUACUCUUCCAAGUGUCGCCGGACACUCAAUCCCUUGGUGUAACUCCUGAAGAGCUGGGCGAAGUGACUGCACAACAGGCGUUUGCUGAGGCUGAUCAAGAUCAUGACGGUCAAUUGACACUGAAAGAAUUUCAGCAGUGGUAUCAGCAACCAGGUGGGAUCGGCGAAGUUGCGAAGAACGGGGAGCAGUUGUUUAGCUUAGCGGAAGCUCGACGACUAACGAAUCUGCAAGCUUUCUCGCCCAUGGAAGUCUUUGAAGCUCUAGCGGAGUGCGCCGAUGAGCAAGGAUACGUGCCGCGAGAGUCGUUUGAUAAAUGUUUCCGGAAAAUCAUCUCGACGAACCAAGGUAUCAAGUCGGAUGAGUACCAAAGGAUUAACACCAUUCUCAACCGCCUGUUUGAACUAUUCGAUGUGGACAAGAACGGAAUGGUCGACUUCAGCGAGAUCUCAAGUGGUCUGUCAGUGUUCUGUGGUGGCUCGUCCGAGGAGAAGAUCCGCGCUGCGUUUGCGUUGUAUGACUACAACGCCGAUGGGUACAUCUCGAUGGAAGAAAUGACGCGGUAUCUGACGUCUGUUUUCCGAGUGCUGAAGGAGGCGUCGCCUUCUGGUCUGCAGCAACUGGGACGCGAGUCUCCAGAGGAAUUGGGUGUCCGUACAGCGCAGCAAGCUUUCGCAGAGGCUGAUCUUGACCACGAUGGUCGUUUGAGUUUCCCAGAGUUCCGCAAGUGGUACACUCGCUCCAACGCCGCCAACAUGGAGCGACUCAUCCAGAAUAAUAUUCCGGAGUGGCUAUCGUUGCGUGAGGUGCGACGUCUGACUAACCUGGAGUCGUUCUCGGCUCAGCAAGUGCUGAAUACUUUCGCCAAGUUCACAGCUGCGGAUGGUACCAUGGAUAAGGAAACGUUUCGACAGGCUUUUGAUCACUUCAAAGUCGAGUCUGCAACUCAGGAGUCGAGGGACAGACUGCAAUUACUAGUGGAUCGUAUCUUCGAACUGUUCGACAAGGAUAGCAAUGGCCUGGUGGACUUUAACGAACUGGCGAGUGGGUUGUCGGUGCUCUGUGGUGGAAGCCAAGCGGACAAGGUGCGCGCCGCCUUCAAUUUGUAUGACGUGAACCAUGACGGAUACAUUUCGUUGGGUGAAAUGCGCCUCUACCUCACUUCAGUCUUCAAGGUGCUCUUUGAGGUGAAUCCUGACAGUGAGGCACGCAUGGGAGUGACACCAGAGGAACUUGGAGAGAUAACAGCAGAGCAAGCAUUUGUUGAAGCGGAUCACGACAGAGAUGGUAAGCUUUCCUUUGAAGAAUUCAGUCAGUGGUACAUGCAGCCGAAAAGGGUGGGCGAUCUACCUGUGCCCGCUGUUCUCGGCGAGCAGCAACAAGAACGAAAGCACCAAGUACCCGAUUGGGUGAGUCUGGAUGUGGUGAAGCAGAUGACGAACUUGGAGAAGUACACAGCUGACGAAGUGUUUGAAAUCUUUGCCAACCGUUGCUCUGAGAAUGGCACGCUGUCCCGUGAGGCCUUUGAAGAAUGUUUCGAGCAGCUAGUGGAUGAGCAGUACAAGAACGAUGAGGUCAGUCUGGCGCGACUGCGGCUUAUUCUGAAUAGGUUAUUCAUUAUCUUCGACGAGAACCAGGACGGUACGGUGGAUUUCUGUGAGCUGACAAGUGGGUUGUCAGUGCUCUGCGGUGGCUCUCGAGAGGAAAAGGUCCGUGCUGCAUUCUCGCUCUAUGAUCUCAAUCAAGAUGGGUUCAUAUCUCUGGACGAGAUGGUGCGCUACCUGGCCAGUGUGUUCAAGGUCUUGUAUGAGACCAGCCCGGGGACUGACCGAAAACUAGGAGUGCGGCCAGAGGAGUUGGCAACAAUCACGGCUGAGCAAUGUUUCUUGGAAGCAGAUCUGAACGAGGACGGGAAGCUGAGUUUUGACGAGUUUGUAGCCUGGUAUUCAAAGUCGUCCCGAUUUGAGGCUCCCGCGGCAGGUGUAAGCAGCAUUCUUGGUCAACAGCAAGCGACAAAGGGCAACACGAGCGAGAGUCAAAGCAAUGGGUCGUUUUCACGUGAUAACAGUAAAGUUGGCAGCCAGAGUGGAUCACCAGCUCCCGAAUCACCAAGAAAAACUGUGUGGGGUGCUGGAAAGGGCCCUGGUCCGAGCGGUGUCAGCACGGCUCCUGUUAGUUUUCCGUCCGACAAGAUCUACGGUAUGACUGGAUCUAAUGGAGACGCAUUGCUGUCACCAAACUCAGCGUCUGCGUUGAAUAUGAACAGCUCGAAUAUGGAGCACGUCCGACAACUGCUCAAGCUGGACACGUACGAGGUUAACGAUGUGCUGGAGAUCUUCGCUGAGGCUGCUCCCUCCGGAGAGCUAACGUUUGCGGCAUUCAAGAAGUGUUUCGAUCAGAUCAUUCGACUGGCAGGUGGCCACGAGUCAACAGAAGAGCGACAAGAAGCUGAUGCGAUGAUCCGUAGGCUCUUCUGUGUAUUCGACACGGACAACAGCAACACAGUCGAUUUCGGUGAGCUCGCCAGUGGCCUCUCGGUGUUGUCAGGGUCGAGUAUGGACGAUAAAGUUCGUGCUGCAUUCCAGCUCUAUGACAUCAAUGGUGACGGAUACAUCACGCAAGAAGAGAUGAUCAGCUACAUGACGUCGAUCUUCAAGGUCAUGUACGAGACAACGGACAGCACAAAGACCAAGAUGGGCGUGUCCCCAGAAGAAUUGGCUCGCGUGACGGCGGAACAGUGCUUUAAGGAGGCAGAUCUCAAUGGAGACAACAAGCUCAGCUUUGAAGAGUUCAAGAAGGUACGAAAACGUGGUACCAAGUACUGAAGUGUGUUGUGGCUAAUGGUGUUUUGUGUUUGUGGUUGCAGUGGUGCACUUCUGGGCUUUAAGGAAGCAGGUACUAUUAGGAGCAAAGUAAAACGAAUGCAUUCUUGUUGAACGCACGAGUCGAUGAUUCUUCUUUACUGGAAAACUUGGAUCUCGUCAUCUUGCAGGAAGGCGUCGCCAACAUCGACAUUGAUGUUCAUGUCAAAAUCAAGCUUAUCAAUCCCGAUGCCUCCCUCUUCUACCAUGAGAUCAGUAAGGGCAUCGAGCAAACACUCACUGACAUCAGCUAAACGCAUGGAAACGAUUAGCUAGCAGCAGGCACACUGUUGGACUAUCAUCAUCUUACCGUGGGCGUCAAGAAGACGUUUGUGAAGUUGCUUUUGCUCUUGCCCGACACGAUCGGUGAAUUCCUCAAUAGUAGCCACCCUCGUUAGGAACUCGUCUUCAUUGUCAUCGUCCUGGAAACAUGGCAUCGAUGUGAGUUGAGCCCGUCAACGAAAAGUCAAGCACUCGAGCGAGUACACUUACCACCGUGCACAAGAGAUUCACUGCGAGCUCUUCCUCAACUCCGCUAAGACUAUUGGAGUAACACUCGACGUUAGGAAGUGACAGAUUUGUUUUGUGAUGUAAAAUCGUACCAAUCCUCUCUGCAGUCAGGAGACGGAGCCACAGCACUCAACUCCACAUCAGCAACAGGAUCUUGAGAUGUUGAGGCUGGCUUGAGAGCUAGCAGUACGAGAGGUGCAAUCACGCCUGAAUCCUCUUUUUCACGACAGGCAUCUCCUGAAGAAGUCCUGCUCAAAAGUAGCCAAUAAACCGAGGAAUGAGCUACCACAAGGAUGAUGGCCGUGCGCUCAAUACAAAAUCUUACCCUGACUUGAUCACCCGGUUGGUCAUCUUGUUGGGAUUUCCAAGGCCUCGCACUGUUCCAACCAAGCAUUAAAGCCCCAUAAACCUACUUACUCAUUGUUGGCAACGUACCGUCUUGAGUCUUGCACCUCUUUGAUGCUGGAGCUGCCCCUGCUAACAAGCCUCUCUUCUUCAAAACAGUUGCGUCGUUUACCGUCGUCUUCAUGGCACCCAUCUUUGUGGCGAAUGAGGUGCUGCUUCCUAUAGCUUUCAAGUUCUCGGCACAAGCCCCGGACUGCUUCUCUGUGUCCUCCUUUAGAGCAGGGUUUUUCAACAUGAAGCUUGAAUUUGCACGUCCAGUUUUGCUCGGGAACGCAGUCUUCUUGUCUUGAUGAAAUAACCCAGCUACUUUUCUCUUUUUUGCUGCAGAAGACUUAGUUUCUGCGCCGAAAGCAAAUGGCGCAGUUCCUUUUGCUUGUGUCUUGAACAACAAGGUUUCCUUAUCCUUUGCUCCAGUUCCAC